GUGUGGCAUGCUUGUAUGGCGACGAAAGACAAGGACAAAGACUACGGACCUCUGCCUCCUCUGAUAGCGAAAGGUCUCAACGACAAAUUGUACGAAAAGCGAAAGACCGCCGCACUCGAACUGGAAAGAACAAUCAAGGAGCUCAACGCGUUGGGCGACUGGAAGCAAGUCGACAACAUUGCAUUCAUUCUCAACCAGGAAUUCAUUCAAAUACCGAAUGCAAACAGCAAGAAAGGAGGCCUCAUCGGUCUGGCCGCCACGGCCAUCGCUCUUGGAAUUGAGGCCGGAAAGUUCAUUGAGAGGCUCAUCCCGCCUGUUCUCAGCUGUUUCCACGACCAGGACAGUCGAGUGCGAUACUACGCGUGCGAGGCGCUCUACAACGUCGCCAAAGUAUCGAGACGAGCCAUCCUGCCCUACUUCACUCGCAUUUUCGACGACAUCUCGAAGUUGGCAGCUGAUCCGGACUUCAAUGUGAAGAAUGGAGCCGAGCUGCUGGAUCGCCUCAUAAAGGAUAUUGUGACCGAGUCUCCGACGUUUGAUGUCGAUGCUUUUAUUCAUCUUCUUCGAGACAGGAUAUACAGCAACAAUCAACAUGUUAGGCAGUUCAUCGUCCAGUGGAUUACACUGCUGGACGCUGUACCUCAGAUCGACUUGCUGAAAUAUCUUCCUGAAUUUCUUGACGGAAUGUUUCUUAUAUUGAGUGACCCGAGUAAAGAGAUCCGGAGAAUGUGUCAAGUUCGAUUAGGAGAGUUUGUCAAGGAGAUCAGAGAGUGUCCAAAUACAGUGAAUUACACAGCAAUGGCUAACAUUCUUGUUGUACAUUGCCAGUCACAAGAUCGUCUUACUCAGCAUACAGCGUUACAGUGGGUCAAUGGGUUUAUUACACUGGCGGGAAGACGUAUGCUGCCAUUGUGUUCAGGGUUUCUCACUGCCAUUCUUCCAUGUGUAGCGUAUCACGAUCGGCAAGACGUUCGCGAUGUCGCCAUUGCUGCCAACCAAGCUCUGAUGAAGUUGAUCACAUCGGAAGAUGAUCACAUGGAUCUCAACUACUUGAAACGUUACGACCCGGUAUUUAGGAGAGUGAUGAAUCGUGUCAGUAGUACGUCAUCCGACAAUGACUGUGAGCCUUUGGUGGGCGUUUCUCCACCGGCGACAGGUGGUGUCGAGGAUUCUCCACCAGGUUCGUCAACGUCUGCGGCAGGGUCAUCGCAUGCGACGGGCUUUCAAUUGCAACCGGUCAUCGAAGUCCUCACUCUUCAACUAUUGAAUAAAUCGGUCGAAACGAGACUCGCUGUGCUUCGAUGGAUGUUGAACCUCCACGACAGACUACCUAAAAAGAUGUUUUUGCUUGCUGAGCAAUUGUUUCCAGUCUUAUUGUCUAGCCUAUCAGAUGCAUCGGACGAGGUCGUUCUUCUCGACCUUGAAGUCAUCGGUGAGAUAUCGUCGUCGUCGGCCGAGGGUGUAAUAAAGGCAUUUCGAGCGUCGGCAUUGAAGCAGCCGUCUCCUGGCCAAUCUCCUCCAGAUACGCCGGGAUCUAGGAGAAAAAAGAAGUCAAAGAAUGGAUCAAAUAGAAGUCCAACAACGGGAAACUCGAGGACAGACGGUUUGGAAGUGGCUCCACUGAAAGCGGCCGAGAAGAACAAUCUCACGAUUUACUUCACGAAAUUUAUGACGAGUUUGGUGUCGUUGUUCAGUACAGACAGACAACUGUUAGAGGAUCGCGGCUCUUUUAUUAUUAGACAGCUGUGUUUACUGCUUGACGGGAAGGACAUUUACUGUGCAUUCGCCGAGAUCUUGUUGCAAGAGGACGACUUGAAGUUUGCGUCGACGAUGGUUCGUAACCUCAACAUGAUUCUCCUAACGUCGGUCGAGCUGUUCACGCUGAGAAGCGACCUCCGAGAUCUGAAAUCGAAAGACAGUGUCGAUUUGUUUAGCAGCCUCUAUCACUCGUGGAGCCACAGCCCUGUCGCCACCGUGUCUCUCUGUCUUCUCACUCAGACGUACAAGCAUGCGUGCAGCCUCAUAUGUAAAUUUGGAGAUAUCAACGUAAAUGCCGCCAUGCUUUCGGAGAUAGACAAAAUGGUUCAGCUAAUUGAGUCUCCCGUUUUUGUUUAUCUGCGUUUGCAGAUGUUGGAGCCUGAUAGGUAUCAUUAUCUGAUAAAGGCAUUGAAUGGUCUGCUGAUGUUGCUGCCUCAGACUUCGGCAUUUACAAUGUUAAGGAACAGACUUAGUUGUGUUCCUACUACGAAACAAGCAUCGUUUGAAAGUCGCGUAACGAAAGUAUCCAGUGAACGAGAUCGCCUUCUUUCGACGCUUGACUUUGAUAAUCUUUUACGCCACUUCGAGACAGUUCAAGCUAAACAUUCCGAAGAAGCAAAGCAAACACUACUACAAGGAAAAACUUCCUUAGAACGUCUUUGAUUUCAACACUUCUGUAUCAUAUAGAGAUGAUCUGAAUAGGAAUUACAAUGAACAGAUAGAUUCAUUGAGUAGAGGAGUGCUGCUUUAUACGUUUUGUAUGCCUCAUUGUUGUUUAGACGAAUUUGUUGUUGAUAUAAUGUUGACUCUUUAUAUUGUUGGGCCUAGCUUAGCACUAUGUAGAUGCAUGUUUAUAUUUUUCAAUAUCCAGUUAUACAUACAUAUAUUGUUUUGAUUAUUGGA
Corticium candelabrum is the source of this 2661-nucleotide messenger RNA. RefSeq names its product protein VAC14 homolog. The record is from RefSeq and is a predicted model, not a curated record. The coding region runs from base 16 to 2421 and encodes 801 amino acids. NCBI's taxonomy places the organism in Eukaryota, Metazoa, Porifera, Homoscleromorpha, Homosclerophorida, Plakinidae. The transcript has 16 exons. Gene Ontology annotation, cellular component: endosome membrane; PAS complex. Gene Ontology annotation, biological process: phosphatidylinositol biosynthetic process.